ACACCUAACGUUUGCGAUGAGGGUUGGGUCGCCUAUCGGGACGAGAAGUGUUACCGUGUGUUCAACACAACGCCUCCCAUGACAUACGCCCAGAGCGUUGAAUUCUGCGCCGGACUCCAGGCGUUGCCGUUUAGCACCACUUUAGCCACCAUUCAUACGGCGGACGAGCAGUCAUUUCUAACCCACUAUUUAGCCGGAGUUUUCGCCGACGGGACCAACGUAUGGAUCGGCGCCCGACGGCGUCGUCGGUCGCGCACCGAUUUCCAGUGGACCGACGGUACGGACAUGGAGUACAACCGGUGGCUGUCGGGCCAGCCCGCGGACACUCCGGGCUAUGAUUGCGUGACAAUGAAAUCUCGGUAUUUAGCGCCCGGAAGGGUAGAAACAGACGGCCAGUGGGCGAACGUGUUGUGCGGUUCAGCACAGGUUGCGCUUUGCCAACGGCUACAGUACUGGACGUAUCAACAAUCGCAGCCCAUUUUGAUGGCUACGCGCCGCCGCACCAAUUGGCUCAGCGACGAGCUAGAUGCUUUGCGACGUCUAUUAAAUGCCACUCAACACGAUCGGGAUGCGCUAAAAGAUGACCUAGUUGAUACAAAAAAUGAACUAAGGGAUUUAAGGUUAGACGUGUACAGUUUAAUGGUGAAUUCGAUAACGUUUAAAAAAAUACAUGACAUAUUGCCAGCCGUACCACUGGUGGUGAAGAGUCCAUACCUGUCCACCUGGUUGGUUGGCAGGGAAUUGUCCGGCGAUUGGGCCCGAUUCUACACCGGAGCCCAUACAAGUAUGACGGGAUUCGUUCGAGUCGACAGUCAGGCCUAUAGGUUUAUGGGCGCUCACUAUAUUGCUCACCAAAAUAUACUCCUAGCCAUACAGUCGGGUCUUCGCGUGACUCCAACCCAAUCGGUGUUCACAUUCACCGCCGGACCCAUAGAACUGGUCGUAAACUUCUUCACUCCUAUCGAUCCGACAGAUCUCAAGCGUCUGUCACUUCCGGCCUCUUAUAUAUCAAUGAGCGCCCGAUCUGUGGAUCACAAGACACAUGAAGUUCAAGUCUAUCUGGGUAUGACUGGAGAAUGGGUUACCAGUGAUCUCAACCAAGUUAUUGAAUGGGAUGUACGCGAAGUGAAGGGCAAAUCAAAUCUAAUUAAUGAAUUACCCGAAUGGGGAACCAUUAAGUUCUUCACCGAAUCGACCGCCACUUAUGAGGCCAAUUUUGUCGAUACUAUGCGCUCAAAGUUUGUGAAAACCGGUAAACUGGACAAUACUGUAAACAGAAAUUAUCGCAAAGUGUCGGACAAUUGGCCGGGGAUUGGGUUCGCGCGGACACUGACCGCCGGCACCACUCAUACGGCGGCAAACACUGUGUAUUACGGCGUCGCUCACGUCAGACGACCGGCCAUUGAGUACACGGAUUCACAUCUGAACCAAUUAUGGGAAAGUUAUUUCAAUGGAGACGACAAACAGAUGAUUGACUUCUUCUACGAGGACAGAGAGGAUGCCCUCCGGAGGGCCACAGCUCUGGACAAACGUAUUGUAACCGACGCUCAGGCGGUGGGGGGAGAAAGUUAUGUUAAAGUAGUGUCCGCAGCGCUCAGACAGGCGUACGGAGGGGUGGAAAUGGUUGGCACAGUUGACAGGCCAUGGAUGAUGUUGAAUGAUGGUGUGUGUCAAACAGUGGACGCGAUUUACCCCCACUUUGCGGUGCAAUUAUAUCUGAAUCCAACGCUUUUGCGAUACCUUUUGGAACCACUGCUCGACAAUCAGGAAAGGGAUUUAUUCCCGAAUAAGUAUUGUUUGCAUGAUUUGGGAACUUAUCCCAAAUGCAACGGACAGGUGGGACACGAUUUGGAUAUGGAGGUGGAGGAGAGCGCCAAUAUGUUGAUCAUGAUGUCAGCCUAUGUCAGGGCAACCAAUGAUACAGAGUUUGCCAAAAAGCACUACAAAAUUGCUAAACAAUGGACGCAGUAUUUGGUCGAUCACGGGUUGAUCACAGGCGACGCUUUAACAACCGACGCUUAUUUGGGCAAAAUUACAAAUUCAACAAACCUUUCGGCCAAAGCUAUUAUAGGCAUCGGAGCGAUGGCACAGUUGGCUGAAGUGACCGGUAAUGAGGCGGACAGACAACAGUACAGACAAACCGCAGAGAAGUAUAUUACAGAAUGGAUUGGUUUGAGUAAAGAUCCGUCCAAUAAAUACUUGAAAAUGAGUUAUAAUACACCCGACAAGUGGUUUGCGAUGUAUAAUCUAUACGCCGAUGUUCUGUUGGACACCAAACUAGUACCCGAAUCGAUCUACGCACAACAGGACGAGUGGUACCAACAGGUGAUGAAUGUCUACGGACUGCCAUUAGGGAGCGAUAGUGUGGAGACACUGAUUGAUUGGAUUAUGUUAACGGCCGCCGCGUCUGGCGAUACAAAACUGCGGCAAUCAUUGUUCGAUCGGACGGCCAAAUGGUUGAGAGAAACGCCGACUCGAAUGCCACUUCCCGACCACAUAAACACCGUUACGGGCGUGGAUGUAUUGCCAGCCGUACCACUGGUGGUGAAGAGUCCAUACCUGUCCACUUGGAUGACUGGCCGACAAUUGGGUGGCGAGUGGACACGUUUCUGGGACACGGCAUAUGUCAGGGGAAUGGCUGGAAUGGUUCGGGUGGACAGUCAGACCUAUGUGUUUAUGGGUAAUCCUGUCGGCGAUGGUAUUGAUCUAACCCUCCCGGCCAUGGAAUCGGGUCUUCGCGUGACUCCAACCCAAUCGGUGUUCACAUUCACCGCCGGACCCAUAGAACUGGUCGUAAACUUCUUCACUCCUAUCGAUCCGACAGAUCUCAAGCGUCUACUUCCCGAUGCGUUCGCACAUCUGGUGAUGGCUGUGGUGUCGUUUCGUCGGAUCCGCGCAUACCUCCGAUGCGAAGAGUUGGACAACAACUGUGUGGCCAUCGCUGACAGCGACAGCACAUCCAUCGACGAUGAAUUCAAUGCCGUCUCUUUGCGGAAGUGUUCGUUCGGGUGGUCGCGAGACUCGGAGCCGAUACUCAAAGAUAUAUCGCUGGACAUUAAACGCGGAUCUCUGGUGGCGAUUGUGGGUCGAGUGGGCGCCGGAAAGUCAUCCAUAUUUUCAGCUCUCAUGGGAGACAUGUAUCAAACGGCAGGUGACCGACGACUGGCCGCCAAUCAGUCCAUCGCUUAUGUGCCGCAAACGGCAUGGAUUCAGAACCAGACUUUGAGACAAAACAUUGUCUUUGUUUCGGACUACGAGUCCGAACGCUAUCAACAAGUGGUGAAAGCCUGCGCUCUGGACGCGGACUUUGCUAUACUUCCCGCUCGGGAUUUGACCGAAAUCGGCGAAAAGGGUAUCAAUUUAUCCGGUGGUCAGAAACAUAGGGUCAGUUUGGCCCGAGCCGUGUACUCCGGCGCCGACCUCUACCUACUGGACGACCCGUUGGCUGCGGUGGACGCGCACGUCGGUCAACACCUGUAUCGGGAAGUGAUCGGACGCCAGGGUUUGCUUCGGAAUAAGACACGCGUAUUGGCCACACAUCACGUGUCGUAUUUGAAAGACGCGGAUCAGAUUGUGGUGAUCAGUGAGGGACGGAUAGUGGAUGCCGGCGAUUACGACGCGCUGGUCGCCAGAGGAAUGCUUACCGAACAGGUGCUAAACGGAUCCGAUGAUAACGUCAUUGGCGGUAACGGUGGUGUACGGCGACAGUCAUCCCGAGAGAGCGAUAGUCAGCUAAUUAGGCGUCAAUUGUCGCGACAAAAGUCUUUACUAAAAGACAAUACAGAAGACAAUACUAUAGACGAGUGUAAUGUAAAAGAUGGUCAACUGGUGGACGACGAGAGCACACAGUUUGGAUCAAUUAAAUUACUUGAUUACAAAUAUUACGUGUCACGCAUUGGUCCGGUGGUGCUCGCAGUCAGUAUAGUAACCAUGUUUUUGGCCAUUGUCUGCGAAGUGGGAUCUAAUUACUGGAUAAACGUGUGGACAUCUGGUAACCACUCUUUGUCGGACACAUCCGGCGACACCAACAACAACAACGGCUACUUCUUAGGCAUAUAUGUGUCGGCAAUAGUAUUGUACGCAAUCUUCACACUGGGCUCGACAUUGCUCUAUAGGGUAGGUCUGGUGCGGGUGUCGGCGCUCAUACACAGCGAUCUAUUAAAUAGCGUAAUGCGAACUCCGCUCUCAUUUUUUGACGUCACCCCAACCGGGCGUAUAAUAAACCGAUUCAAUCGAGAUAUCGAGAUGAUUGGCUUGCUUUUACCAUGGUUUAUGUACGCCACUAUUCUCUAUGGCAUGCAGGCCAUCACAAUCAUGGCUGUUAUUGUCUACACCAUACCCAUUAUCAUUGUUAUGAUAGUGAUUGUGGCCAUAGUGUUUGCCAUACUUUACCGGAUUUCAUUGUGGACCACAAGACAACUGAAUCGUAUGAAUUCAAUCACUCGAUCGCCAAUCUAUAGCCACUUUAACGAGAGUAUCGCCGGCGCCGUCUCUAUCCGGGCCUACAAAACAGGCCAUACGUUCACCAAAACACUGCAAAAAUUUAUCGAUACUAACCUUAAUGUCCAGAAGCAUACAGUGGCGGCCAACAUGUGUGUCAGUAUUUGGACGGCGAUUAUCGGCUCAUUCAUUACAUUCUCGGCGGCGCUGUUUGUGGUGCUGAAGAGGGAGGACAUGACACCGGGUUUGGCCGGCUUUGUGCUCAUCUACUCGUUUGAGAUCAUAACCAGUAUCUCAUGGGCGCUGAGGUUUGUGUCCGAAACCGAGACCGAAAUGGUGUGCGUCGAGAGAAUCCGCGAAUAUUCACAAUUAGAGCCCGAAUUCAGUUGGGAUUCGCCGCCCGAGAGCAAACCGCACGGCGGCAAACACUGUGUAUUACGGCGUCGCUCACGUCAGACGACCGGCCAUUGA
Medioppia subpectinata is the source of this 4911-nucleotide messenger RNA. The record is from the annotation of a GenBank genome assembly. NCBI's taxonomy places the organism in Eukaryota, Metazoa, Arthropoda, Arachnida, Sarcoptiformes, Oppiidae.